Molecule: messenger RNA, 3663 nt
Organism: Hyposmocoma kahamanoa
Lineage: Eukaryota; Metazoa; Arthropoda; Insecta; Lepidoptera; Cosmopterigidae
Exons: 14
Coding region: 1-3525 (1174 amino acids)
Source: RefSeq, a predicted model, not a curated record
AUGUGGUUCAUUAAAUACGCAUCUCUAAUAUUAAUUUGGUUAGAUGCGGUGCGAGGGGGGCUCUCUGUUCGCAAGUUCGUGUAUCAAGUUGACUUGUCAGAGCAUUGUAGACGACGCGUGAUGCCGUCGGUAUUUCUUGGAAGACAUGUGGUGGAAGCUAAUUCGCAGAUUCUGCACUUCUCUCAGCUAGAUGUGCCCUAUAGCUGCUAUAUUAGCAUUAGAACGGAGUCAGGAAGCAAUAUUAUUCUAGUGACUCAAGUAUCGUCCCAAAACAACAAUGAGUUCACAUGUAGCGAUGACGAGAAUCAAGUUUUAGUAUACGAGUUUGGAGAAACCUUCGGCGGUUAUUGGGGGCCGAUACCCGACUCCGUACUGAAGCAUAACAAUCCUAGUUCCCCCGUUGUAUAUACGGUGGCAACUCGGCCCCCAACGACGACAACAGCUAAUUAUGAUUAUGAUUAUAAUGAUGAAACAACUACCGCAUCCACCAAUGCUGCAAAAACCAAAGCAGUUUAUAAACAAAAUGAAGGUGAUUUCAUCAGAAUCGAAGUACCGCUUAUGAACGUUUCUGGACGAUACGUGGAGAGUGAUUCUUUGCCCGAGAGAGCUUUUGAGUUUCACGAGAAUUUCGAUCUUCUUUACGACGUUGCUCCAAAGCCGGGUGUAGAGUAUUCGACGUCAGUAAUGCCAGUGGUACAGUUCGGAAUGCAGUCGUCGCCGUCGUUAGACAAACUACACGUUGGCGGCACCGAUUUCGGCGCAUCUUCCCGGCAACAUAAAGGGCUUCGCUUUCAGCUCGAUUACGAUAUUGCAGACUUUACGCCAGAUCCUAGAUUAACUUUCUCUUACUCACUGGACAAAACAGCCAAAGUAAGAAAUUAUUUACCUAAAAAGGGAACACAUUUCACAAGAAAAUCACCUUAUGAAGAGGAAAACGUUGAUAUUUAUUUAAACGAUACAAUUGACAGCACAACAAUAAAAAAACAAGCAGUCUCAAUUGAUAAAACAACAAAGAAUAUUGAGUGGGAUGAUGUUGAACAGUUAAUGAAAUCUCUCACCAAUACAACAGGUUCCGUGAAGGAUGGAAUCGAUAAUAUACAGAAGUCAAACUCGAGAAAUAUUUCGGACUUAUUACUUAGAAUGUCAAAUGUUGAUCACAAUUCCAGCGCUUAUCUCGCAUCAAAUUGGUCACUAUUUAACAACAUGAAGACGAAUAAUUUCGAAGAUAUUAAAACCACAACAGAUACAACAACAAAGAGCGCUACACCGAUUUUAAGGAGUGAAGACUUGUUCCGUUUAAUUGAAGAAAGUUCCGAAGAAGUAAAAACAUCAUUCGACAAAACGAUAACAAAUAAUAAAAUAACAAAUAUCAACAAAAAUCCUACAACUUUGAGUUCAAUUGAAUCAACAACUGCUACCACAAGAUCAUUGAACAAGAGUUCAAGUAAAGAAGUAUUACGGGAGGCAAUUAGUAUGGUUAACGAUACCCAUCCAACUGAAUUCGAGAAUGAGUUUACAGAUGAUGAUUCCUAUAUUACUGUAACUGAUGAGGAAACUCACGUUACGCCAACGAAAAACGUUAACACGGAAAACGAAGCUAGAAUUACAACAAUAGAUGAACUUGAUGAAUUAGUAGACAGAAGAGCAUUUAAUCCUUUGACGUAUGACAAAGAAGGGACUUUAAUACCUCCAAAUAUAGAUGUAACAAGUAAAAUAGUGACUAAAGUUACCACUAUCAACAACUCUACUUUUUUACAUGUUACGAAAAAUACAAAGAAGUCUGAUGAGAAGAGACAAACUGGACCAAUGGUAGAUCACAAAUCAUUUGAAAACGUGGUGAAAGCAGCGCCAGUAAUGGCCGACAUUUUGGCCACCAAUGCUGGAUCAACCACACCCUUCGAUCAAAAUCAAAUUCGGAGAAAGAAAAGGCGCGGGGCUACAAAAUCUGCGAGACCAAAACGAUACGUGAGUGUGAUUCCUAUCGAGGGUGCUCGUCCACAUAGCUUGACUCAGGGACCCAUAAAAGGUACCACCAUGGAGUCGGUUUAUCAUUUCUACGAUCGCCAGGAUUUCGAACAGUUAGUCGAGUUGCAGGAUGAUGGGAUAUACGGGCACAUGGUUCUGCGGUACAUGCGCCGCUACGUUGGUGCUGUGCUUUUUAACCUAUGCAAGGAGCACGCCGAGUUCAAUGUAUACCUUUUCAAUGCUUCGAGGAUUGUUCUUGCCAUUAACAAUUUUACGUUGAAGCGCAUGACGGUGGUAGCGACCCCUGCACGUACAAUGGUCAACAGCGGCGGACAUUGCCCUGAUCUCUAUCUAGAAUGUCAGAUUAAGGGAGCUCGCGUAUGCGUCGAUACAGUGACGGCCUGUGACGGUGUGCCUAAUUGUGGUGCCUGGGAAAUUUACGACGAAGACAGGCUCUACUGUGGAGCAGACAAAGGGAAUCAGCAGAACGUAUACCUGACGGCAUUAACAUUUCUUGCCGUUAUGAUGACAUCAUCGUAUACGGUGUACUAUUGGCUGAGGCGGUGCGUGCCGAAGGUUUCUGAUGCCUUCUUUAUUUACACUGAUGGCAUCGAAAAUGUGCUCUAUUUAGAUACAGUGAUGCGGUCCCACAAUGAUAUCGAAAACGCCUCAAAAAUAAUGCCCAAUUUCUACUAUUACACCGAUCUCGACAUGGUGGGAUUGAAACCAAAAGAAACAACGAUACAGAAAAUAAUAAGCUUUUUCAGAAACUGCUGUAGGAAGAAAACAACAUUUCGUGACUCUGGGGCAGUCGUCCGAACAGACUCUUUUCUGUCAAGACAAAUGAAAAUGUUCUCAUUUUCUGAAGUUGAACUUAAGAAAAUGAAUACAAAUUUAUCUGAAAUAGGCGUACAAACGGGAGAUAGUUUGGAAAUGCAAUUGAAUUCGAAAGCGACGUACGGAAGGUUGAAACGCCAGCGUCACAUCUCACUGCAGCCUUACCAAGCGCCCCCAAUUAUGACUGCUAAAUGCAAAAUGGAACCUGUUUGUUCUAAAAUGAGAAGAAAUAAAGAAAUAUUUAACGAGGAUUUCGAAACAGGUUCCGAACAUUUAACGAGUAUAACGGAAGGGGUGCCACAACAUGCGAGUCAAGUCAGUGAGUUGAACAUGAUGAAGUUUUUCAAGGCUGUUAGGUCUGGGUCUAUCCAGGGGAGUAUGCCAUCGGAGCCGUAUGAUUUGCGGCUUGGCAGCGUUGCAUUUGAUGCUGAGACUGAGUUGAGAAACACUAUUUUUGACCAAAUGCAGUCGAUACGUGAUGAUAAGCUCGAAAAACGUAAACAGCGCUUACGUUCUUCAUUUAGUUCCUUCACGCAAACCGAACCAGUUGCCGGGCCAUCUGGAAACGUUUCCAAAAGAUUAAGGUUCGUAGAGCAGCAGCCCUCUGAUCAAGAGCACGACGAUGAAGAUCACGAGCACGGAAAAGAUUUACCGAGGCGAUUUUGGGGUGUAGGGAAACCAAAAGCAAAGAAGAAAACAACUUUGCCGUUUAUGCCUAGAUAAUUGAAAAAAUGGCGGCUGAUUGGCUAGUAAUUAUACGAGUCUUUUACACUUAAUUGUAUUUUUUAGUUCGACAUUGUACCUAUACUAUUAAGGUGUCAUUGGAAUUUAAUAAAAACAAGAAAAAUCUUUAUUUCAUAG